CUACGUUAUAUGGACAACAGAGUAAUGGUGAAGAAUGAUAUAGAACAUGUAAUAAAAAGUCUAAAGCAACACAGUGGACACAUCACCGUUGAUAUUCAUCAGUACUAAGACAACAACAUUGGUUGUUUAUCAAGCUAGUUCUCGUAUAAUCGUAAAGAGGUUACUUUUUAGUUCAACAAACACUAUUUGAAGCAAGUAAAACGGUGUUUGUACUACCCUGAUUCCGUUAAAACAUCCGUGUAGACACGAUAAUGGAAAUUCCAUGCAUUGUCUUAUUCAUACAAUCUGUAAAUGGACUGUAUUUUGGAUUACAUGUGAGCAAUAGACAUCAGGUGCUUGCGAUAAUUAAUCAUAUGGACUUGGGAAUUUGACGAAUCGAAAAAAUGUCAACAUUCGCAAGGAGACGUAUUGUGCAGGAUAUUUCCAAAAUUACAAAGGAUCCUCCAGAAGGCUGUCGAGCUGAACCCUUCCCAGAUAAUAUGAUGGUCUGUCACGCUAUUAUAAGAGGACCUAAGGACACAUUGUGGGAAACUGGAACGUUUCAUCUACUUAUGAAAUUCACGGAAGAAUAUCCAACGAAACCACCAUGCGUUAAAUUUAUUUCAAAAAUUUAUCAUCCAAAUGUUUAUUUAGAUGGGCGUAUUUGUUUGGAUAUCUUACAGAAUCAAUGGACCGCCAUCUAUGAUAUUUCGUCAAUCCUUUUGUCCAUACAGUCACUACUGAGUGAGCCAAACAUAAAGUCUCCGGCCAACUCAGAGGCAGCAAAAAAGCUCGAAACAGACAAAAUAGCAUAUGAUAAAAAUGUACUUAAAUGCGUUGAAGAUUCUUGGAUUCCACCUAGGAUUACAAAGGCAACACUUAAAUUUUAAAGGGCAAUAAGCUCACUCUCGGAUAAGAUAUAUUCUAUAAUAUCCUAAUAUAUCGCACAAAUAGCAUUGACAUCAAUGCGAACGAUAAAAACAUAUUGUUCGCACGUA
Molecule: messenger RNA, 977 nt
Organism: Babesia bovis T2Bo
Lineage: Eukaryota; Apicomplexa; Aconoidasida; Piroplasmida; Babesiidae
Product: putative Ubiquitin-conjugating enzyme E2 2
Exons: 1
Coding region: 384-869 (161 amino acids)
Biological process (GO): DNA repair; proteasome-mediated ubiquitin-dependent protein catabolic process; protein polyubiquitination
Molecular function (GO): ubiquitin conjugating enzyme activity
Source: RefSeq, a predicted model, not a curated record